AUGCCGCUAGUAUCUACUGUGGCAUGGAAUGAUGAUGUUAAGUUGCAUGACGAUCAGUCCGGUUUCUGGAAUACUCUCCCAAUUUCAGAUGAUAUUGCUGUUAAACAUGCGUUGUCCAAUUCUAGAAUCUUAGAAGCAACUUCAUAUGGACUAGGAAAGCUGACGGCAACUUUAACGUAUAGUACUGGGGUAGAUGGAACCAAGGAGGUUCUCGCUUCUAUGCUUUUUGGUCUAUUUAUUCAGUUUUUAUGUCUAUCUCCUUCCUUCAUUGAUUGUAGAGUCCUUGAGCAGGUAUUUGAUUCUCCUCACUUAAAAGUACUGGUGGGCAAAAGGAUCCGACGACGUUUAGAUGCUAAAUCCAUUGUCCAGUUGCUUAAGAGUUUUGAUGCUCCCGUUGGGACUACUGCAUAUGUAGAGCAAUCAAUACCUUUUCCUCAAGAUGGUAAACAGGGAUGGUGGGGUGGAGGAUUUGGAUAUGGACUGUGGAUUGGGAUCUUAGUUGCAUCAGGGUUUUCUGUUGUUCCUGUGCCAUCUUCUGUAUGGAAGAAUGAGCUCAAACUCUCCGGAAACCGCUCAAGUAAGGAUGAUAGCAGGGAAGCUGCAUCCACAUUAUUUCCAUCUAUGAGUUCCCUGUUGAAAAGGAAGAAAGAUCAUGGUCGAGCUGAGGCACUACUCAUUGCUGCUUACGGCAAAGGCAUGAAGAUCAGCACCAAUUCAUCAUCCAUCUCAGAAGAAUUGAUGUCUUAAAACAGGCAAAUUGGCCACAACCCACUCCUUUCUUUUGUCACAUCCUUCAGUUGUUGCUUCUUUUCUUCUCUGCAAAUGCUACAAAAUGAAGAGCAACAUGAAUAGCGACAAAAAGUAGUUGAUGGUUUGGUAUUGUAUAAUUCUCACAUUAGACUAACUGCGUUAGAUAUUUCACUAGUUUUAGUUUUUAGCUUUUUAUCUUUUUUGCCAUUGUCAUUUUUUUUCUUCUUUUUGGGAUUGCUUCAUGGAGAUUAGCUGACUGAUAGUAUUAUUGAUACUUCUUGUGGGAUUUAAACUUCCCAAUUGUGAUCCUUCUUUGUAACCUAGUAUGUGUAAUUGUUAGAUGAAUAUCUAAAUUCUGAUGGAAAUUUGAGGUUCUCUUGGAAACA
Molecule: messenger RNA, 1136 nt
Organism: Camellia sinensis
Lineage: Eukaryota; Viridiplantae; Streptophyta; Magnoliopsida; Ericales; Theaceae
Source: RefSeq, a predicted model, not a curated record